This is a messenger RNA of Encephalitozoon romaleae SJ-2008, 1740 nucleotides long. Its product is annotated as glycyl-tRNA synthetase. Gene Ontology annotation, cellular component: cytoplasm; mitochondrion. The coding region runs from base 1 to 1740 and encodes 579 amino acids. NCBI's taxonomy places the organism in Eukaryota, Fungi, Microsporidia, Unikaryonidae. The record is from RefSeq and is a predicted model, not a curated record. Gene Ontology annotation, molecular function: ATP binding; glycine-tRNA ligase activity. The transcript has a single exon. Gene Ontology annotation, biological process: mitochondrial glycyl-tRNA aminoacylation.
AUGAAAAAGUUUGACCAACAGCAAAUCGAUCAAAUUCUCAAAAAAAGGUUUUUUAUAGCUCAAUCAGCUCAUAUAUAUGGAGGUGUUUCGGGACUGUACGAUCUGGGACCGCCAGGACUGUCCGUAAAAACAAACAUUCUAACACUGUGGAGAAAACAUUUUGUACUUGAGGAAGACAUGCUUGAAAUAGAAACAACUACCAUGCUGCCUUACGAUGUUUUGAAGGCAAGUGGUCAUGUGGACAAGUUUUGUGACAUUCUAGUUUUUGACGAGGUAACUGGGGAUUGUUUCAGGGCAGACCACCUGGUUUCGGAUGCAUUAGAAAAACUGCCCUCGACUGAAGGGAUCACCGAGGAUCUACAAAGGGUUGAUUGCAUGGGGUGCCAGGAAAUUGAUGAGGUUAUAUUGAAGUACAAUAUUAAGAGUAUUUUAGGAAACAAGCUGAGCAAAUCACAGCAAUUCAAUCUUAUGUUUGGAACGCAGAUAGGCUAUAAAGGAGACCAGACUAUGUUUUUAAGGCCUGAGACGGCACAAGGGCAGUUUCUAAAUUUCAAGAAGCUUUAUGAGUACAACAAUGGUAAGCUUCCAUUUGCAUCAGCAUCCAUAGGAAAGGCAUACAGAAACGAAAUAAGCCCCAGGUCUGGUCUCAUCAGAGUUAGAGAAUUUGAUCAGGCAGAAAUUGAGCAUUUUGUUCUUGCAGAAGAGAAAGAUCAUCCAAAGUUUGGAACUGUUAAAGAAGUCAAGUUGAAGUUUAUAAAAGAAGUUGGAACUGAGGAGAUCACCUUAGGAGAAGCAUUAGAAAGAAAAAUUGUAUGCAAUGAGACGAUUGGGUAUUACAUCGGAAGAACAGCAUUGUUUUUGAUCGAUCUGGGAAUUGAUAGAGAGCUACUGAGAUUCAGACAACACAAAAAAGAGGAAAUGGCACACUAUGCUAAAGAUUGCUGGGAUGCAGAGAUAUAUACAUCUUAUGGGUGGAUUGAGUGUGUAGGAAUAGCAGAUAGAUCAUGCUAUGAUCUAAAGUGCCAUGAGGGUGCAUCGAAAGUAGAUUUGAGAUGCAAGAAGAAGCUUUCCCAUCCAAAAGAAGUUGAAGAGUGGGUUUUGAAGUUAGACAAAAAGGAAUGGGGCGCAAAGCUCAGGAAUAGGUUUUCUGCGUUAAUGGAAAUGGUCAAUGGAUUCACCCAAGAAUAUAUCGAACAAAAUAUUUCGAGCUCUGAAGAAAAGAAGAAUUACUUAAAUGUAAAGUUUGAUGGACAUGUUAUUAGCUUUGAGUGCUCAAAGGUAAAGAAUAAGGUGUUUGUUGAAAACAUAAUUCCCGAUGUGAUUGAACCAUCUUUUGGUGUUGGGAGGAUUCUCUAUGCUUUACUUGAACAUUCGUUCUACUUAAGAGAAGAUCUAAGGCCAGUAUUCAAGUUUAAGCCAGUGAUUGCGCCAAUUCAAUGCGCAAUAGGAUAUCUUAUCCAUUUUAAUGAAUUUGAUGAGCAUAUUCUAAAGAUAAAAAGGUUUUUGACAGAUAAUGGAUUGGUGGUACAUGUAAACGAGCGUUCGUGCAGUAUUGGAAGAAAAUAUUCGUCAUGUGAUGAACUUGGUAUCCCGUUCUUCAUAACAUUUGACCCAGAUUUUCUUAAAGAUAACAUGGUAACCAUAAGGGAAAGAGACUCUAUGCAGCAAAUAAGAGUUGAAGUUGAGAAGUGCUCUUCCAUUGUGUUAGAAUACAUCAAAGGUCUAUCCAAAUGGAAUUAA